Cuscuta campestris is the source of this 2005-nucleotide messenger RNA. The record is from the annotation of a GenBank genome assembly. Lineage: Eukaryota; Viridiplantae; Streptophyta; Magnoliopsida; Solanales; Convolvulaceae.
AACGGAGGAAAAAUAAUAAUGGGAUGGGAGUAUUUAAGGAGUUUGGAUUGUUCCUAUUUCGCCGUUCCUCCACUCCCGUCUCAAUCCAGCCUUUGCUUUUUCCAGAGAGAAAGGAGUACGGAACCAGAGAGGCAGCCGCUGCUGUCUCUUCCAUCAUAAUUCUGAAGCCUCUCGCCCGGAAUAUUCCCUCAUGGACAUCCGCCAGAGACAUCCCAAACCCGCCGUCCACCACCACCAACUCCACCGGAAGCCUUCCUCCGCCGUCGAUCGCUGCCCUUCUCCCACCCCCAAGGCAUCCGACGCUCUCCCGCUCCCCCUCUACCUAACCAACGGCAUUUUCUUCACCCUCUUCUUCUCCGUGGCCUACUUCCUCCUCCACCGCUGGCGCGACAAGAUCCGCAAUUCUACGCCCCUCCACGUCGUCACCCUCUCAGAACUCGCCGCCAUUGUCUCCCUCAUCGCCUCCUUCAUCUACCUCCUUGGCUUCUUCGGGAUUGACUUCGUCCAGUCUUUCAUCUCUCGCGCCUCCCCCGAUUCCUGGGAUGACGUGGAGGGAGAAGACGAGCCGCCCCGCUUCAUGAUCGGCCAAGAUCGCAGCCGCCGCCCGGCAUCCCUCGAUUGCAGCAUCCGCACACCCACCCCGGUUUCUAAAGUGGUGGAUCUUCACCGGAAUCCUCUUUCCUCCCCCGACGAGGAGGAGGAGCUGGUGCAGAAGGUCGUGUCGGGCGAAAUCCCUUCGUAUUCUCUGGAAUCCAGGCUCGGAGAUUGUCACCAGGCAGCUUCCGUCCGCCGCGAGGCGGUGCAGAGACUCACGGGGAGGUCUCUCUCCGGCCUGCCCCUGGAGGGGUUCGAUUACGCUUCGAUUUUGGGGCAGUGCUGUGAAAUGCCGGUGGGGUACGUGCAGAUCCCGGUCGGGGUUGCGGGGCCCCUGUUGCUCAACGGCUGCGAGUACACGGUGCCCAUGGCCACGACGGAGGGCUGCCUGGUGGCGAGCACAAACAGAGGGUGCAAAGCCAUAUAUGCAUCUGGUGGAGCCACCUGUGUUCUUCUGAGGGAUGGGAUGACCAGGGCACCCGUUGUGAGGUUCCAGACCGCCAAGAGGGCCGCCAAUUUGAAGUUCUUCUUGGAGGAUCCCCUCAAUUUUGAGACUCUGGCUAUGGUUUUUAACAAAUCUAGUAGAUUUGCUAGACUGCAGACGAUAAAGUGCUCGAUUGCUGGGAAGAAUCUUUACAUAAGAUUUAGCUGCAGCACGGGGGAUGCGAUGGGGAUGAAUAUGGUGUCCAAAGGUGUCCAGAAUGUUCUGGACUUUCUUCUCAACGAGUUCCCAGACAUGGAUGUCAUCGGUAUCUCUGGGAAUUUCUGCUCAGAUAAAAAACCUGCAGCUGUGAACUGGAUUGAAGGGCGUGGAAAGUCGGUAGUGUGUGAGGCAGUCAUACCGGAGGAGGUGGUGAAGAAGGUGCUAAAAACCACAGUGCAUUCCCUGGUAGAGCUGAACAUGCUUAAGAACCUUACUGGCUCAGCCAUUGCCGGUUCUCUUGGCGGCUUUAAUGCACACGCUGCUAAUAUAGUGUCGGCAGUUUUCAUAGCCACGGGGCAGGAUCCAGCACAGAACAUAGAGAGCUCUCAUUGCAUCACCAUGAUGGAGGCUGUGAAUGAAGGGAAGGAUCUUCAUGUCUCUGUCACCAUGCCCUCCAUUGAGGUUGGUACAAUCGGGGGAGGGACGCAGCUAGCUUCGCAAGCAGCGUGCCUGAACCUGCUAGGAGUGAAGGGGGCGUGCAAGGAGUCGCCGGGGGGGAACUCGCGGGUGCUGGCAACGAUCAUUGCGGGUUCAGUCAUGGCGGGGGAACUGUCGUUGAUGUCAGCCAUAGCAUCGGGGCAGCUGGUGAAGAGUCACAUGAAAUACAACAGAUCCAGCAAGGAUGUCACCCAAGUGCUGCCUGCCACCUGCAUGCAUGCCUCAACACCAAUGAAUGAUUGAAUGAUUGAAUGAAUGUGUGUUUGCUGU